Molecule: messenger RNA, 1606 nt
Organism: Drosophila virilis
Lineage: Eukaryota; Metazoa; Arthropoda; Insecta; Diptera; Drosophilidae
Product: nucleolar complex protein 4 homolog B
Biological process (GO): ribosome biogenesis
Cellular component (GO): nucleolus; Noc4p-Nop14p complex; small-subunit processome
Source: RefSeq, a predicted model, not a curated record
UCAAUAUUGCUGUAGUGCAAUGAAACAACCAUUAGCGAAAAAGUCAGCCCAUAUUGAGGAUGUGGAUGUGUCUGCCAAACGUACGAACGUGCCGGCUGAACUACAGCAAAAAGCCAAUGCCUUCCUAAAUUCCAGCAAUGUCGAUACAAAAGUUCUGCGCGAAAUUGUUUAUCUCUUGGAAGAACCUGAGUGCAAUGCCAUUGGGGUAAUGCACGUGCUUGAGGUUAUCUUUAAGAAUCUUCUCAAGCGCAAAUGCAUUUCGGCCGCCGAAAAGCAACAGGAAAAGACAAAGUCCAAGGGAAAGGCUAACCAGUCCAAUGCCAAAUGUCAAACACUCUAUAACAAAGCGUGGUCCUUCCUGCUGGUUAGAUUGGGCAGCGCCUCUAAGGAGGAAUCUAGUGUUGCGCUCAAAGUAUGCAUGCAGCUUAUAUUAAGCGAAUCAAAGUAUAUUUACUCCAAUGCCUGGCCCAGGGAACGCCUGCGCAGUGUGCUAGAGACGCUGGUCAACUCGGAGACAACGCCACCAACGGCUGUGGCGGCAUUCCAGAAAUAUGCCCGUUGCCUGGACGUGCUACAGAUGACAUAUGAACUGUUGCCGGAACUGGCACCAAACAUUUUUGCGGACUCACCAAAUAUGGCACUCAACUAUUUGGCUAUUAUCAAUUUGCUUGACUUGGGAAAGACUGUGCUGAAUGCCAAGGAGUAUCACAUUGGGCCAGGCACUGACAAACAACCGAACUUUGAAUACAACCAAACACGCAAACAUUUGAAUGCGGUUUGGAAGGGCAUAAUUGCAUCGUGUAGUGGCGUGGAUGAGAAGGUACAUCGACAGGUGCUUGUUGUGCUGUUGGAACGUAUACUACCGCAUUUACAGGAUCCCAUAUUGUUAACAGAUUUUCUGAUGGAUUCACUUCAUCAGUUUGAUGGACCUAUUGCCCUGCUUGCUCUCCAAGGAAUCUUUACGCUGAUGCAACAGCAGAAUAUUACGUAUCCAGAUGUCUAUCAGAAGCUCUAUAAUAUGUUCUAUCCACGAAUGUUCUACAACAAGUACAAAGCUCGCCUCUUUUAUUUGGCCGAUAUAUUUUUAACCUCAACGCACUUGCCGGAAAAUCUGGUGGCCGCUUUUGUUAAACGUUUGGCCAGACUCGCACUGAAAAGUCCAACAGAGGAUGCUAUUAUAAUGAUACGCUUCAUAUGCAAUCUACUGCUGCGGCACACAGGCUUGCAGCGUCUCAUUUGUGCAACAGGUGCCGCAAGCGCUGUGGAGAUAUCCGAUCCCUACGAUGAAACGGAACUGGAUCCGGUCAAAGCAGGCGCCCUAAAAAGCUCCCUCUGGGAGAUGUCAUUGUUGCAGAAGCACGCGGUGCCCGAAGUGGCCAAUGCUGCACGUUUCGUAUCCAAAAGUUUGCCCGUAGUUGAAUUUGAUCUAUCUGCGCUGCUGGAAAUGAAGGAAUGUGACAUAUUUGACGAUGAGGUGAAAAAGGAAGUGAAUCACUUUACGCUGGGCUACGAGCGGCCAACAAAUUUUGCUCUGCCACAAAAUGAUAUUGUUACCAAAUACUGGGAUAUAAUUUAGAGUAUAACAAAAUAUAUAUAAUUAAAUUAA